AUGAAUCACGAUACUUUUUCUUCCUUCAAAUUUCGGCGGACUUCCAGCAAGCUUCACAAGGACCCUCCUAGCUUCAGUUCCCGCAUUCUCAGAAGCCAACAGAGUAACACGUCACUGAAACGACACCCCUCCGCGCCUGUGUACCCGCGUUCCUCUGCCAGUGGAAGUCGAGAACACCUCCGAACCAGAUCCAACGCUUACGGUUCGUCUUCAUCCUCUCUCGAUCAGAACAGCAACGGUCCAUCCCCCGUCCUACCUGGGAACGAAUCUGGCCAUUUUUUCUCCUCCCACAGUGCCGCCAAACCGCGUCCCCCUCACUCGGGACGUUUCUCCCUCAACGAACAGAGUUCAGAUGAAUUGAUCAGCGCCCCGUUUGAGACCCGGGGUAUGCUCAGUGCCUUGGACGAGAACACCGUCGCCGAGACUGAUAGAUCACCUCCUUCCGCUGCGAGACCGCCGAACCCGCGCUCCCAGAGUACCACCGACGCUCGAUCAAUCCGCCAAUCCGCUAGCUUCACCCACCUACACAACCGGAUGGACGCCAUCGCGCACCGUGCCGACCAUGACCGCUCGACGACGAAACGCUACUCCGAUGAGGGCCACGCGUCCAAGCCGACCGGCCGAAGCAAGAAGAGUAGCUUUUCCAGCUUCGUCAACAGCAUGUUAGGUUCUCCCCGUGGCAUCAAGAUCUCCGCCCCCGAGAAUCCCGUCCAUGUUACUCAUGUCGGCUAUGACAACCAAACGGGCCAGUUCACCGGUCUGCCGAAAGAAUGGCAACGUCUGCUGCAGGAGAGUGGAAUCUCCAAGAAGGAGCAGGAGGAACACCCUCAGACCAUGGUCGAUAUCAUGCGGUUCUACGAGAAGAAUGCUCGGGGGGAUGAUGAGGUGUGGCACAAGUUCGAUCACGCGUAUCCUCAGCAUCAACCUAUUCCGAGUACCACAUCUCAGCCCGGCUCGGGCGGUACCGCCCCGUACGGCACCACUGGACCUCGACCUACGUCGCCAACGAGUCCUCGCUUCCCCCAGAAUCAUGAGGGUAGCUUUGAAAAUCCACGAGCCCCUCCACCAAUCCCUCGGGCCGCUCCCGCGGCGCAGGCCAUGUCCCCUCCACUGGGUGGCCUGGUACCAAACCGAGCCCCGCCAAAACCGCCCACGACCGCCAAUAUAACGCCUGCUCGACCGGCACCACAACCGCCAACGGCGGCACCCUAUAGUGCGACACGACCUCUGCAUGAUCCUCAUGCCCAGCAGUUUGGCACUCCGCCCAUUCCGGAGACCGCGCCGUUGCCUUCGGAGUCUCAUCAUAGCCGGUCUAACUCUCGAGCAAACGGGACGCAGCGAACUGGGCCGAUUGCGACCCCGUCACAGUACCAGCAACAACAGGAACAGGCGAUGGCAGCGGCCCAGCAAGCCAUUGCAAGCAUACAACUCGAUCGCAGCCGGAGUCAGCGACAGCAGCAAGCUCCACGCCCCGAACAACCUACGCAACCCACAGCAGCACAGCAGCCGUCUCCCGUGGAGGACUCAGCUGCGUUGCAGCAAGGGGCACGCGCGCCACCCGCUGCACGCCCACGCCAGCGGCCGCGUCAGAGCAAUGCUAUGGAUGUUCGCGCCCGGUUGCUCGCGAUUUGCACACCGGGAGAUCCGACGAAGAUGUAUCACAAUCUGACCAAAAUCGGCCAAGGUGCUUCGGGUGGCGUGUUCACAGCGUACCAGAAUGGCACCAACAAUUGUGUCGCCAUCAAGCAGAUGAACUUGGAUUUGCAGCCGAAGAAAGAUCUUAUCAUCAAUGAGAUUCUCGUCAUGAAGGACAGCAAGCAUAAGAACAUUGUCAAUUUCCUGGACAGCUACCUGCAUGGCCUGGAUCUCUGGGUUGUCAUGGAAUACAUGGAGGGUGGAAGUCUCACAGAUGUCGUUACUUUCAACAUCAUGAGUGAGGGGCAGAUUGCGGCCGUCUGCAGAGAAACGCUGAACGGCCUGCAGCACCUGCAUUCCAAAGGUGUCAUCCAUCGUGACAUCAAAUCAGACAACAUCCUUCUAUCCAUGGAAGGCAACAUCAAACUGACCGAUUUCGGUUUCUGUGCUCAGAUCAACGACUCGCAGCACAAACGAAACACCAUGGUCGGGACCCCGUAUUGGAUGGCCCCCGAGGUCGUCACAAGAAAGGAGUAUGGCCGCAAGGUCGACAUCUGGAGUUUGGGCAUCAUGGCCAUCGAAAUGAUCGAGGGUGAGCCUCCGUAUUUGACGGAGUCUCCACUGCGCGCUCUCUACUUGAUUGCCACCAACGGGACCCCUGCCAUCAAGGAUGAACAAAAUUUGUCGCCUGUCUUCCGGGACUUCCUGCACCUGGCGUUGAAAGUGGAUCCUGAGAAGCGAGCGUCCGCCCACGACUUAUUGAAGAUACCCUUGAUCCUUGAUGUUCAUAUCUCGACGGUUCCCUACGCUGGUAUUGCAUCAUGGCCGAACCCUUUACGCCUGAUUCCUGUGUUUUUGUUUUCGACCUACAGCUCAUAG
This is a messenger RNA of Aspergillus terreus NIH2624, 2514 nucleotides long. RefSeq names its product mitogen-activated protein kinase kinase kinase kinase STE20 (gene pakA). Gene Ontology annotation, molecular function: ATP binding; protein serine/threonine kinase activity. The record is from RefSeq and is a predicted model, not a curated record. Gene Ontology annotation, biological process: regulation of MAPK cascade; protein phosphorylation; intracellular signal transduction. The coding region runs from base 1 to 2514 and encodes 837 amino acids. The transcript has 4 exons. NCBI's taxonomy places the organism in Eukaryota, Fungi, Ascomycota, Eurotiomycetes, Eurotiales, Aspergillaceae. Gene Ontology annotation, cellular component: cytoplasm.